This is a messenger RNA of Daphnia pulicaria, 1905 nucleotides long. RefSeq lists its product as uncharacterized. Gene Ontology annotation, cellular component: cytoplasm. The record is from RefSeq and is a predicted model, not a curated record. Lineage: Eukaryota; Metazoa; Arthropoda; Branchiopoda; Diplostraca; Daphniidae. Gene Ontology annotation, molecular function: ubiquitin protein ligase binding. The coding region runs from base 157 to 1815 and encodes 552 amino acids. The transcript is spliced from 3 exons. Gene Ontology annotation, biological process: proteasome-mediated ubiquitin-dependent protein catabolic process; regulation of proteolysis.
AUUUCAGUGUGUGGUUGACCUUCGGAUGGUAGAGUCUAGGCUGUCUAUCUCGCAAUUACUGAAUCUGUUUCUGAGAUUUUAAAAAAUUCAACUCUUAAUAUUUGAAUCAACAACGUUGUUUUCUAUAUAUUUGCCAGUUUUGGGAAACACGUCAACAUGACGUCCGAUUUGUUUGGUACCCCGAAGAUGAUUGUGCCGUACGAGUGGAUCUUUGAGUGUGUAGAAGGAAAACCGAUGACAAUGGCUUCGAACAUGAUUUUGUUUCGGGGUGAAAAAGUAUUCCGUGUGGGUUUGAAGAACUACACCAAAUCACCCAUUUUGUUUUUCAUGGUAAUUGAUCUCGGCAAAUUUGGGAUGAAAGUGGAAGACGUAAAAUACGGAAUUCAAGGUAGUGGACUCGGCCCUUCAAAGAUGACGACAAUGACAAAACAUGAUUUCGGAGAAGAAGGAAAUCUACAGUUAUUCACCAUGACGUUUCUUGAAAAGAUUGUAGGAAACUUCACGUAUGUGUUUCGAAUUUGCAUUGAAGGAACUGAUCCCGGCUUUUCCUAUCAACUGUGCGAUCGUCUUGCCAAGGAGCAAUUAUAUGAUGCUCUUAAAAGUCAACAAAAGAUGGCGGACGUUGAAUUUGUGGUUAAAGACAAAACAUUUCCUGCACACAAAUCAAUCCUUGCUGCCCGCAGUCCCGUGUUUGCAGACGAAUUAAAGAAGAAACAAGCAGUAAAAGACAGUCCUCAUCAGAUCCGAAUCAAAACCGGAGUGGAACCUUCAACCGUGGUAAAUUUUCUUCACUUUAUCUACACGGGCGAGCCGAAAGGAACAUUGGCAGAUGAAGAAUUGCUAAAGUUAGCUGAUCGCUAUCAACUUACAAUUCUGACUAGUUUAUGCAAAGUCGCUCUGAAGAAAAUGGACGCCAUUCAAAUGGAGAACCUCAGGAAACGUUUGAACAGCAACGCCGAAGAUCUUUCUUCUUCCAAAAUCAUGCCGGAGAAAGAAACGGAAAUAUUCUUUGAUCGGACGACGCCUACCUUUCGAUGCAGUUUGAUGUGUAAAAAAUCUGAGAACGGACAAUCCAAGUGUGUGAUGCAAUAUCAAAAUGAGAAUAUUUUUAUUGCUUACUACACUAAAGAAAAAGAAAUUGAUUCGCAAUUGAACCAAGACGAUAUUAGUAAACCGAUCAUUCAUUUCUCAUGCGCUAAGCAUCGCAGCUUCGGUCUGCAAGUUGAGGAUAUUUACUGCGGCAUGCAAGGAUUAGGCACGCUGGGAUACAUACAAUGGUUAAAAAUGGAAUCGAAACGUUUUCAGAAAACCGCUGAACUACUUCACUUCGCAGCACAAGCACUUUUGAAUUUCAGCAAAGAAAAUCUUCAAUUCCUAGUCUACUUCGACAUCAAAACAGUCAGUACAAUCGGCAACUAUUACUACGAGAUGAUGGACGACAAAUGGUCUACAGAUUUCUGGAUGGCAGCAACAAAUCAGAAAUUGACGGAUGUCGAAAUAUUUGUCGGAACUGUUAAGGUGAUGGAAGCCCACCGAGUUAUCCUAUGUGCUCGGAGUCCUAUCCUGAAUGAGUCUUUCAACAAGAUCAGCAACAUAAGGAAAUCAAUCGUCACAUUCGGGGCUGAAUUCGAUGUCGAUACUGUGCAGCAUUUUCUAAAUUUCCUUUACACCGGCUCUUUAAAGACGACUGACAACGUCCAACAACUUGGUAAAUUGGCUACAAUGUAUGAAGUGGAGACUUUGAAAAAUAUUUGCCAACUAAUCAAUUGCGUACCGGAUGUUGAAGAACUGACUGACUAUCUUCUGCAGCUAUAACCUCUGAUGGUUAAGUUGCCAUUAUUCUUUAAUUGAGCAUCCUACUUUUGCUAUCCUACGUAUCUUUGUCUUUUAAGUUUUGAAUACAGA